Macrosteles quadrilineatus (aster leafhopper) is the source of this 1422-nucleotide messenger RNA. RefSeq lists its product as uncharacterized. NCBI's taxonomy places the organism in Eukaryota, Metazoa, Arthropoda, Insecta, Hemiptera, Cicadellidae. Bases 1 to 1422 code for a protein of 473 amino acids. The record is from RefSeq and is a predicted model, not a curated record. The transcript has 3 exons.
AUGCGCAAUGGCGGACAGUUCAGUCGACUUCGAGACGGUAUGGCGGCACUUCUGACUCUAGCGGCGAGUUUCAUGGUUCUAGCCUGCCUCCUUCAAACUGCAGUUUCAGAACACAAAAAGAAGAUAAUAGUGAAGGUGCCACACGUGAUAAAGCACAUCCACCACGACGUCUACAAGCCGGUGCACAUACACAAGGUGCACGCCAAGAAACUAGAGCAUCAUCAUGAGGAGCACGAGGAGAUACUGCCAAGGAGGAGGCCGAAGAAACACCGCGGAGUAAAGCACCAGGCAAGAGGAAGCUACAGCCAUCUGCAACCAGUGCUGGUACAGCGUGAUCAUCAGGACCAUGCUGAACACCUGGCAUCGCAGCGAGGGAUGGAACAUCGAGAGGAACAAGGAUACUCACGAGGUCAAGACUACCACAGCCAUGAGGCAGACUGGAGUAUGGAGAACGAAUCUGAAGACACGAGAGGAAGACAUCAAGAUCAACGUGAACAACGACCAACAUGGGAACCUAUCAAUGUGAACGAAUGGUUUGGAAGAGGCAAGGGUGAAAAUGAAGACGACUGGCUGAUUUCAAGUGAGGACUUGAGAGAACUCCGGGAAGAAGGUGUUAUUGGAGGAAAACGUAAUUUACAUAGGUCAAGAAAGGAGAAACUUGUGAAUUUCCCGACCAAGCCAACCGUAAUAGGAAUGCAAAAAGAGGGAUGGAAACCCAUGUCAGACUUUCGUGGUUGGAAAGACGUGGGUGAACUUCACAACCAUCGAGGAUAUAAUCGAGAUCCAAUGAACUACUCUAGAGAAGAAUCAGAAGGAAGCGAAGAGGAUUCUUUAGAAAGAUUUCCUGAAUAUAUUCCAAAGGAGAGGAAGAAAAUGAGGAAAACUAAGAACGCCAAGUGGAGUAAGCAAAUUGAUUUUAGAGAGCCCUCUAGUGAGGAAGAACAUUACACUCGGCCUGCUUAUCAUUCUGCUCAUUCUCUUGAAGCAGAGUUUUCUGAAAAUCAUCCACAACCUCGUCGUAAGCCACAAGCCCCUCAGAACUGGCCUGAAGCUCUCCCCGUGCCACAACCUCAGCAAUGGCCGCAACCUUCCACCUCCCCGCCCCAGAGUCACCCUUCCAGCGUCAUCUGGUCAGGACAUCAUCUGCAGACGCCUCAGCACAGCAUGUGGCAUGUUCAGCAGCACAAUGUUAAAACCCCUGUUGAGGCUCCAGUCAAAUCCCAGUCAGUACUUCCCCACAACCCGGUCCCUCUACAGACUCAGCAGAAGAGUGCGUCUUCUCAUCGAGUGACCCCUGCCUGGCCGGCCACUCAGCGGACACCCGGGGUCAUGCAGAAGUGGGAGCAGUCGGUCCAGAUGGGAGACGGCGACGGGGCUGGGUCAGCCUACAAGGUGGAAGUCAUCAACUACAGUAAACAGUGA